AUGUCAUUCGACCCUCAGCAGCAAUGCCUCUUGAUCACGCGUCUUCCACGUGAACUCCGAGAUGCCAUUUACCUUGAAAUUUGGCGCCCAUAUGGCCUUCGGCAGCACAUCUUCUGGCAUGGUCACCCUGCUGAUCCAGCCAACUGGCAUUACUGUCGGUGGCAAUGCACUACAGACUUCGAUGUCAUAGAUAAGCUGCAAGAGGAUCUCGAGCUCCUGCGAAUACAGCAGAACAUGCCGUUUGGAGAACCCAUACGCAGUACGAACUACGAGAUGCGGCUCGUUUCACCGUGGCUUAAUCACUGGGCAUGUGGUGAGCUCUGUGAAAGGGUUUACGGGCAGACUGUCAUACAAGGCACUUCAACUGGGCGAUACCAUUGUUGGAAAGACCCUCAGCGCCCUUUUACCAACAAGAUGGCCAGAAGCCCGUAUAUGCCCAAAAGCCCAUAUAUGUCCAUGCUCCUUGCCUGUAAACUCAUGUGUAUCUGA
Fusarium keratoplasticum is the source of this 489-nucleotide messenger RNA. RefSeq lists its product as uncharacterized. Lineage: Eukaryota; Fungi; Ascomycota; Sordariomycetes; Hypocreales; Nectriaceae. The record is from RefSeq and is a predicted model, not a curated record. The transcript has 2 exons. Bases 1 to 489 code for a protein of 162 amino acids.